Messenger RNA from Acipenser ruthenus (sterlet), 2520 nucleotides. Its product is annotated as axin interactor, dorsalization-associated protein. Gene Ontology annotation, molecular function: phosphatidylinositol binding. The transcript is spliced from 11 exons. The record is from RefSeq and is a predicted model, not a curated record. Gene Ontology annotation, biological process: determination of ventral identity. The coding region runs from base 103 to 1083 and encodes 326 amino acids. Gene Ontology annotation, cellular component: membrane. Lineage: Eukaryota; Metazoa; Chordata; Actinopteri; Acipenseriformes; Acipenseridae.
ACAAAUGGGCUUGGUCAGUGUGGGGGUGUUGGUAGCACUGGCUAGACUCAGUGAUUAUGGCUGUACCUGGUACACAAUAAUGAGAAGAGGAAAAACAUAUAUAUGUGUAAUGCUAACCCGGAAAGUACUGUCAAACAUUUAAAAUACUCGUAUUUAAAAAUGACAGAUAUUAAUAAGACCAUCCAGAAAUGGCACGCCAGUUUUAGUAAAGGCACAGAUUUUGAUUCCUGGGGACAGUUAGUGGAGGCAAUUGACGAAUACCACAUACUAGCAAGGCAGCUACAGAAAGAGGUUCAGUCAUCCAAUUCUUCAGAUUUAACAGAAGAUCAAAAGAAAACAUUAGGGAAAGUUGCAACAUGCCUUGAAUUGCGUUGUGCAGCUUUGCAGUCCACCCAGCCCCAAGAAGAGUUCAAGCUGGAAGAUCUGAAGAAAUUGGAACCCAUCAUUAAGAAUAUUCUGACUUUUAACAAAGAUUUUCCUUUUGACGUUCAGCCAGUCCCUAUAAGGAAGAUUUUAGCACCUGGCGAGGAAGAGAAUUUCGAGUUAGAGGAAGAGGAUGAUGCAGGGGCUGGGGCAGGAUCACCAGAUUCCUUCCCCCCAAGAGUGCCUGGAGCUUUUGAAGGUACUUUGUUACCACAGUUACCUUCUGAACCAGGAAUGACACUACUUACAAUUAAUAUAGAAAAGAUUGGGCUCAAAGACGCUGGACAGUGCAUUGAUCCCUACAUAAGCGUUAGCAUAAAGGAUUUGAAUGGGAUUGAUUUGAACCCUAUGCAAGACACUCCUGUGGUUUCACGAAAGGAAGAUACGUACAUUCAUUUUAAUGUGGACAUAGAAAUUCAAAAACAUCUUGAAAAACUACCGAAAGGGGCAGCUAUUUUCUUUGAAUUGAAACACUACAAACCCAAGAAAAAGUUUACCAGCACAAAAUGUUUUGCCUUCAUGGAAAUGGAUGAGAUCAAACCUGGGCCGAUUGUUAUAGAACUAUACAAGAAGCCAACCGAUUUCAAAAGGAAGAAGCUUAAUUUACUGACCAAAAAACCACUCUAUCUCCAUCUCCUCCAGACAUUGCACAAGGAUUAACCUGGACCAAGACUGUAGUACAUGUUUAUGAACCAACUCACAGCUCUUAAUCACAGUAGCAGAGUCAUCCAACAACCAUGCUGAAAGACUAACUACUUUUCCAUCCUGUUACCAUAGCAAAAGCAAACAGAUGGCCAACCACUUUAAUUUCUGAGCGCAUUAUUGUAAUACUUCAGGUGGGUCCUUUCAUACCUCCCUGGCCUGCAACAGGUCCAAAACAACGUGAAGGAUGUUGAAAAGGCUUUGGACAUGCACUAAAGAAUUUUGAAGUUUGAAGAAAUAAAAGAAGACAGUGCAGAAAUCACCAGACACCAGCAUCGCUAUAUACAAGAAGCUGUAUAGAACUUAACAGUAACGACACUAUCAAUAAGAUUAUUAUAAGCAUACUGCCCCAGUGGAGGUGGAAUAUUUUGUGAGAAAUAUGUGCUGGGUCAGUGGUGUGACUUGCACAAGGGAGAACCACUAAGUCUUGACUCAAAUUGAUCCUUCAGCAGUCAUGUAGACCUCCAACGGUUCACAUUUGUAAGAUCGUGAACAGCUUCUGCUAGACUAGACAUAACAAGUGUACAUGUUAACUAAAGAAAUGUAGGGGUGGAGCAUGUGGCUUGCAGGCAGUAUUCUGAAGAUCACUGCUUCACUUGGACAACUGUAAUGCUUAUGAUAGUUCAAAUUACUAAUUUAUUUGCUCUGGGAACAAUUGCCUCUACUAUUGGCUUUUUAAUGUUGUAGAUUUAUCAAAAACAAAAAAAAAAAAGUUAAAUAUAGAUAUAGAUAUAGAUAAAUAUACCACACACUGGUGGAUAGCUGAGAAAGCUCAGUGUACCAUUAUUUAAACAAAAACAUUUUCCCUAUGAAAAAAAUAAGAGCUGACAAGCUACUUUAAUAUGAAAAAUGGUACUGCAACUGUAAAUGCAUUUGUCCAGCCUAUAAAGCAGACCCUUCAUUCACUUUUGAACACAUGCCAAAUUAGAAUAAUAGCUGUCGCAAUAAUACAAAAAAAGUGGCAAUAACAAAACAGUUAUUUAGGCAACAAUUUCUUUGAUACAGUCGGGGGGAGAGGAAACACAACACAUAUAGCCUAUUUUUAAAUCAGUACAAUAGUAAAAAAAAAAAAAAAAAAUCUAAGUUCCGGUUCCCCUUGAACUGCGUGGGCCCAAAGCAAUUGCUUAGUCUGCUUAUGCCUAGCGCCACCACUGCCUGCAAGUCAAAUUAUGUUGAACCAAUACCGUGUACACCUCUUUAUAAGCCUCAAAUGCAAAUUUGUCAUUCAUUAAACAAUAUUAAUACAUACGAUUAUAAAACACCAUUUUUUAUAUGAAGGUAAAUGGCUGUUAAUAUCUAGUGAAGAACUAUAGGUGCAACAUAUCUAUGUGUCCGUUGAAAUACAUUUGUUGAUCUGUAACCUCCAUCAAAAAACAAAAAAAAAAUUGACUUUUG